This is a messenger RNA of Clavispora lusitaniae ATCC 42720, 2037 nucleotides long. RefSeq lists its product as uncharacterized. Gene Ontology annotation, molecular function: clathrin-cargo adaptor activity. Gene Ontology annotation, cellular component: AP-2 adaptor complex; cytoplasmic vesicle. The record is from RefSeq and is a predicted model, not a curated record. Lineage: Eukaryota; Fungi; Ascomycota; Pichiomycetes; Serinales; Metschnikowiaceae. Gene Ontology annotation, biological process: clathrin-dependent endocytosis.
AUGGUCGCUGCUGUGUACAUUCUCCAUUGGCCCGAUCCGGAAUUGGAGUUCAGGCGUUCCGAGGUACUCUUGCACCGCAAUUAUGUCAAUGACAUUCCUGACGCCCAUGCACUAGUCUCUCGCUUUAACCUCAUAUACAAAAAGUUGGAGGCCUACAACCGCAGCCCGUGCAUCCAUGACAAUGGGCUCAACUACAUCUAUAUCUGGGGUAAGAACGACAUCAUGUUUCUUACUGUUGCUCGCACCAACAUCAACGUGAUGCUGACCACGGUCUUUCUCAGUCAGUUUUACCUGAUUCUUGAACGGUAUUUCAAGCUGAAGUUGACGCAUGGCACAAGCUCUGAUUCACUGGGCUCUUCCGUCUCGCGAGAUACGAUUGUGGACAAUUUCCCGCUCAUAUAUGAGCUUUUGGAUGAGUGUAUGGACUUUGGAGUCAUACAGCUCACUGAUUACAAUAUUCUCAAAGAGUACAUCAAGAUGGAAGUCAACCUGGCAACGUUAUCCCCUCUGCAUGCAAUUAGUGACUCUGAAUCUGAUAUGGAACAAGAAACCAGCAAGAAAUCAGACAAGUCAGAAAAGAAGAAGAAAUCGAAAAAGAAAGAAGUCAAAUCAACGCAUAACCAUGCUGUCCAUGUGACAACGGCCACAGAUCAUCUCAUAAACAGCUCGAUUUUACGAACACAAUCUCUGGCUGUCAGUUGGCGACCCAAGGGUAUCUUCUAUCUGAAGAACGAAAUUUACAUUGACAUCAACGAGAGCUGUGAGUUUCUUUAUGACCUUGAGUCGGACACUGUCAAAAUCAACGAAGUUCGAGGGUAUUGUGCUAUCCGAUCAUAUUUGUCGGGAAUGCCAGUGUGCAAACUCGGGCUCAAUGAAAAGUAUAUAUCACAGGUGGAACAUGAAGAGAUUGAAGAGGAUGAAAAGUUCGAGGAAGAGGAAGAGAAGAUAAACAUGGAAGGUAACAUGCUUGUCCAGAAUGAAGAUGCAAACUCGGAUGAAGAAGGCGGGAUAGAUGGAGAGACGGUUAAAACUGCGGAAGAGGAUCAAAAGGAAGUUAAGGAAAAGAUUGGCAUUGUGAGUCAAGAAAAGGAUGACGAAAAUACACCGGCUCAACAGUCGAUUGAAAAUGAAACUUCAAAGAGCAGUGACUCGGAGAACACUUCAAAGAACAAAACAGUCCGCAAACUAAAAGUGCCCAUCUCCAAUGUCCAAUUUCACCAGUGCACAGAACUUUCUUCGCUUUACAAGAAAAACUUAAUUGUCUUCACGCCCCCAGACGAUGAGUUUGAGCUUCUAUCAUACAAGGUGGAGCAGCGACGCCAUCAAAAGAAGAAGCCACUUAUUAUGAUCCAGCCCAAAUACCGCAUUCAUGAACAGAAAGUGCAAAUCAUGUGCACACUUUCCACUAGCUUCAAACGAAGACUCCACUGUCGAAAUCUAGUGGUGCGGCUUCCAGUAGACCCAAAUAUAUUUGAGCUUGAUGAAAGCGCUCAAGACGAUUUCCGGUUUCGUGCCGAGUUGGGUGAAGUUCAGUACAAGGUUGAUUCAAGUGAGAUUUUGUGGAAAAUCUCUGACCUUCCUGGUUCACGCCAAUCGGUGCGGAUGAUGGCAGAGGUUGUGCUUGGGCCGCGCAAAGUGACUGAGGAAAGUGUGCGUGCGGUUUUCUUCAACCGCGACUCGACGUCGAUGCGGCAGAAUUCGCGCCCAGAUUCGCUCACAGAGUUGGGCGAAGAACAAAGUGCGCGCGAUUCUGCCCUUGAAGAAUUGGACCGAUACUAUGGUGUUGGAGGCGCAAAUACCACGCUGUUCCGUGCCGCACAAAGAGAAAAUGGCCAGCUGGCAGAUCGAAAUGCCUCUGUGGAAUUUGAAAUUCCCAUGUUCACGUACUCGGGUCUCAAAGUGACCUAUUUGCGGGUGGACGAGGAUGUCAUGAAGUAUACGUGCUUCCCAUGGGUGCGCUAUGUCACUCGUGGCGGGCGGGACUGCACACAGUACCGAUUCAAGAUGGGGCCGCUGUGUUUUGAGUGGAAAGAAUAA